UGUCCGAAAAAGGGUUAAUUGUCAAAUUUCCACAGACUUACCCCACCCACUUCAAGAGUGUCCAACGGAACGAUUCCACAUGCCACUGGCGGUUGACUCAGACUAGUUUGUAAUUGAACCAGAAACCGAUUAAUAAUGCGCUCCAAAUGGGAACUGCAUACCUCCAGUUCAUUUAGCAGUUGGAACAUAUGACACUUCUAUGGACAGAAGGAUGAGAGUCCAACUUACAAUGAACAAAUUUUCAUUUACCUUCUCCAAAAUCCAUGUAUUGACCGACAGGAUCAGCCAAAUGCGUACACCAUGCAUAAAUAACCAGAGUAGGCGAUAAAUUAGCAACAAGGACUCCUCCCAGAGUGGGGUCUCGAAAAAGUUGAAAAUCAGAUAGAGCUCAACGCAGAAGCUGGUCAGUGAGUUGGCGAAGUUCAGUAGAAGGAAUAUUCCAAACUUGUCCAUCAGUUUCUUAUGCAGUUGGUCUAUUGUAUUGCACAUGGAGCGCAACUCCUCCAGAAGUAGACCAGAACAGCCGCCGGCGUUCACAAGAAUUCCAAAAGCAGCUUCGUAGUCGGCGUCCAGUUUGGUGGCACUUAUCGGUGGCCUCUGGCGCAACUUUAACUCCUCCAGGCGCUGCCUCAAAUUCUCCAGCAAAAGCCCAAGGAUAUGGACAGGUUGGACAUAUUGGAGUACUCCCAAGCUUAUCAUCAGAGCUGGCAGAUUGUAGAUGCUGUUACUAAAAGCAGUUGCACACCAGUCGAAAUUGAAGGAUCCAAUGUCCACCGCGGCACAAAGAAGAUGGAAGGCUAUAACCACACAUAGAAGUUGAUGGCUGCUCUGACAAUGUCUCCGGUAGAUAAGUUUAACUACGUUGGGGUCUAAUCCACCAACAAAGCGAUGGAUCUGGAACUCUGUCUCCUGGCACCAGGGACGAUUUUUUACGGCAUAGUAAACCAAAAAUCCAUUCACUGCCAUGUUACCUGGGAGCUCCAUUAGAUACAGAAUCUUCUCGAUAGUCGGAAUUUCUGACUUAAAGGUCACGCAUUUAUAGAUGCUAGAAAUCCAAAUAUAGAGGAGCAGAGACAGGCACCAGAGGCAGUGAAUCCAUUGAAUAGGACCCUUUCUUCCCAAUGGAGCAACUCCAAGGAAUCUACUCACAGUCAGGAGGCAAUUCGAAGUGCUCAUCUUGAAGCGUCAAUGGUUAAUGAUGGAGCUAAAUUAGGGAAUAAAAUGCAAUGGAAUUAAUAUUUCUCGGUCAGUUAUGAUGUGGAAAUCAAAGAAAAUAUCAUCCAGAAACUACAAGCUGAAGGCUUGGCUACGUAGAGGGCCACCCACUCAAAUGCAGAAAUAUAUGGAAAAAUACCAUGAACUUCAAAGGAUCCUAAAUACACUGCUCGUGAUUUCUGUUAUUUCUUGCACCGCACCGAUAUCCAUACUGCGAAGCUGUCGAAGCAGAGCGCACUACCUUCUUCAUUUGGUUUGGAUGACGUUCUGGUAUGGAUUCUUCAUCAGUGCCUCAUAUUGGGAAUUCACACGGAUCACCCUCCAAAAAGUUUCCCUCGAUCGCUAUUUGAACGCCGUAGAAUCCGCGAUCUAUGUGAUCCAUAUCGCUUCUAUAUUACUUCUGACACUGCAAUGGAGAAACAGAAUUUCGCAUGUCCUGGAGGACAUAGUUAAAUCGGACAUGGAACGAGGUUAUAGCCUUGAUUGCAACCGAAGCAGAAGAUUCAUUAGAUUUCAACUCCUGCUAAUCUGGACGUUUACAUGCCUGGCAAUAUCCGUUGAUUUCUGGAGCAAGAAAUGUGAUAAAAUCAGAGCGGCUUUAAGCAUCACCAGCUUUGUGAUGCCCAAUAUUAUCAGUGGUCUUUCUUUUGCCCAGUACUAUGUCCUGCUUCGGGAAAUUGCUUGGCGGCAGGAAAAGGUGACGGAGUGCUUGGAGCGGGAAUUGUUUCUUUCCCCUUUACCACGGAAAGCGGAGAUUCAGAAGUUUCGACUACAACACGCCGAGUUGACGCACUUCACCAGACUUGUCAACCGAAGCUAUCAGUACUCCAUUUUGCUGCUCUUCGUUGGAUGUUUCCUGAACUUUAAUUUGGUUCUGUUUCUGGCUUACCAAGGAGUGGAAAACCCAGGCCAAACUGACUGGCCCAAUGGAAUAUAUAUGCUUCUUUGGUUAGCCAUGCACAUGGGAAAAGUUAUAAGUAUCCUUUAUUUUAACCAAAAGGUUCUAGGAGAGCAUUCCAGGUGCUUAAUUGUAUUGAACGAAGCCCCAAACCCACAUAAUGAUCUCCAGGAGACCAUCAACCACUUUAUACUUCAGUUGAAUACAGAUGUGCGCCAGCAUGUGGUAGCAGGUGUCAUUUCGCUGGAUCUGAAAUUCUUAACAACUGUGAGCUUGAAACUAACUAACUUGUAUAUCCUGGCAGUAGUAUUUUAUCAAAGCGGAUACCUUAAUCGUGAUGUGGAUCGGUUCUCCAGCUAUCAGCGAUAUCUUGGACAUUAUUUGACCGAUUCCACAGCGGAAUACCUUAAACGACUCGUAGAUCGAUUCUCCAGCAAUCUGCAUCAAAAUCUGGGAACAAAAUAUUUUUUCGAUUUUUUCUAAAAUUUUCUGGGCCCAUCCCCUUCAAAAUGUGG
Messenger RNA from Drosophila ananassae, 2628 nucleotides. RefSeq names its product putative gustatory receptor 59f (gene Gr59f). Gene Ontology annotation, biological process: sensory perception of taste. The transcript is spliced from 4 exons. Lineage: Eukaryota; Metazoa; Arthropoda; Insecta; Diptera; Drosophilidae. The coding region runs from base 1253 to 2596 and encodes 447 amino acids. The record is from RefSeq and is a predicted model, not a curated record. Gene Ontology annotation, cellular component: axon; neuronal cell body; dendrite.